AUCACCUGACGACUGUAAAAGUCAUAUGACAGUCAGAGAAAGGGAAGCGCAAACUGCAGGGUCGCAAGGGUCUUCAAGUCUUGUGUACGGGUCCAUGUCCAUCAGACUGGAAAUGUCUUCUCUGCGUGUCUUCUUCUGUCUUCUGUCCGUCUCUGUGCUUGUGGCGAGCGGCUUGUAUGAUCCAGAUGAGGUGCUGGAUCUGCCGGGCAUGUCUUUCAAACCCAAUUACCGCCAGUGGUCAGGAUAUCUGAAGGCCAGUUCUGGCAAGUUUUUGCAUUAUUGGUUUGUGACGUCUCAGAGGGACCCGCUCAAGGACCCAGUCGUGCUGUGGCUGAACGGAGGGCCAGGCUGCAGCUCUUUGGAUGGGUUUCUAUCAGAGAACGGCCCCUUUCAUGUUAAUGAUAAUGGAGCCACACUUUAUGAGAAUGAAUUCAGCUGGAAUAAAAUCGCCAAUGUUCUUUAUCUUGAGUCUCCUGCUGGAGUGGGUUAUUCCUACUCCGAUGACCAAAAAUAUCAAACCGAUGAUGACGAGGUGGCAAAUAACAACUACCUGGCUUUACAAAGCUUUUUCAUCAAAUUCCCAAAUUUCACCCAGAAUGAGUUUUUCAUUUUUGGUGAGAGUUAUGGAGGCAUCUACGCACCCACACUCAGUCUGAGAGUAGCAACUGGAGGUCAGCUUAAAGUGAACUUUAAGGGCUUUGCUGUGGGAAAUGGCAUUAGUAGCUUUGCACUAAAUGACCAAUCACUAAUCUACUUCGGCAACUAUCAUGGCCUGUUUGGAGAACAGCUGUGGAAGGAUCUGAAUGACAACUGCUGUCAAAAUGGAGUCUGUAAUUUCUACAACAAUUCUAAAGAGUCCUGCUCUGUUAUGGUAUCGCAUGCAUUUAAUAUAGUCUAUAACUCAGGGUUGAAUACAUACGCGCUGUAUCUUGACUGUGCUGGUGGUGUCACAUCUCAGAGCACCAUGAUGCAUCUUUUCAGAAACUUCAGGAAGCACUGGGAAGCUAAUAAGUUAGUAGGAAGUACUCCAGAUGUUCAGGCAGUGCCUCCAUGCAUCAACAGUACAGCUCAGAUGAACUGGCUUAACCGAGGUGAUGUGAGGAAGGCGCUGCACAUUCCUGAUGUACUACCACCAUGGGACAUCUGCAGUGAUGUUGUGGGAGAGCAGUAUCACACCAUUUACGAAACUAUGAAGGACGUCUAUGAGAAGCUGCUGGCCUUGGGUCUGAGAGCUUUGGUCUAUAAUGGAGAUACCGAUAUGGCUUGUAAUUUCCUUGGGGACCAGUGGUUUGUUGAGCAGCUUGGACAGAAGGCAAGCACUCAGUACCAACCCUGGAUUUUUGAUAAACAGAUUGCUGGAUUCUACCAGCAAUUUGGCAACAUCACUUUCCUCACAGUCAAGGGUGCAGGUCACAUGGUUCCUCAGUGGGCUCCUGGUCCCUCUCUCCAGAUGCUACAGAGUUUCCUGUCCAAUAAGCCUUAUUGAACUUCCUCCAGACCGUGUCCAGUCUUAAAGCACCAGAUCUGAUUUUUAGAACUGGUCUUGAAUGGACUUGAAGAAAGUGUGAUUUUAAGGAAACUGUUGAAAUGUGACAUGAAGCUGCACAAUAAUUUUCUCAGGGACUGUUGGGUGUACGUGUGUUUGCAUAUGUUUGGGAAUUCUGAAAUGCUUUUUAUUUUUUAAUUGCUUGAAUCUUUUUAAAUCAAUUUUUUGUUUAACACUAGGGGUGGUUUUCACAGUCAUGUUGAUCAUAACAAAGUGUCACAUUAUCCCAAUUAUAGAUCAUAUGUUUUUUAAAACCGUAUUAGUGGAUAUCACAUGGUUUUAAAAUGCUUAUUUUGUCCUUAAAUCAUUGGUAACUGUUAAGGGAUCUGUUCAUUGAACACGUGGUGAGAUGUACUGAAGACAAAUAUAUUUAUAGUCUUCAUUUUGUUCCUACCCUUCAUACACUCAACAUUGAAACAAAUUUAUACUGUUCUUAAUUAUUUGGAUCUAUGGUUAUAAAUGGUUUACAAUCCUGUCUGGUUGGCAAAUUCUCUAAGAAGGAUUAUAUGAAUGAGAAUAUAACAAAGAUACUGGAAUCAGAAUAAUCAGUAUAAACCAAGAAAUAAAAAAAGCUGUUUUUGUGUGAUUUGUCUGUGUAUAUCUGUAUUCCUUAAGAUUAUGAUCUGAUAAAUUAUAUGGCAACUGUUUGAACAACAACAGCAUCUAGAUGUAUUGACAUGAGAAAUAAAAAUUGACUGAUUUAAGUAA
This is a messenger RNA of Cyprinus carpio (common carp), 2254 nucleotides long. Its product is annotated as lysosomal protective protein-like. Gene Ontology annotation, molecular function: serine-type carboxypeptidase activity. Gene Ontology annotation, biological process: proteolysis. NCBI's taxonomy places the organism in Eukaryota, Metazoa, Chordata, Actinopteri, Cypriniformes, Cyprinidae. The record is from RefSeq and is a predicted model, not a curated record.